CUGUGUUUGUUCUGUGUCGUGGGUUUCGUGAUAAUGGAGAUGGAAUGUAAACGCAUAAUCUACGCGACUGAAAGAGCAAAAAGUGGGGCUAAUUUAGUUCCCCCAAAAGGAGUUCCUAGAACUAAAAUCGUUUCUGCUGUGCGAACACAGCAAAAUCCGGGAACUUCAGCCAAUAGUUCUAGGAACUAUGAAAAGGUUCCUCUGGUGCGAAAGCAUGUAUAUUGACAACAACAUGAAAAAUUUUCAAAAUGUCUCCUUUUGUGAUCCACAAAAGAAAGAAGGUCAUUGAGGUGUUGGAACGACAUGAGGGUGAGUAAAUGAUGACACAAUUGUCAAAUUUGGGUGUAAUCUUGUGGUUAAGUACAAAUAUAUCCUCUUAACUAAUACAAGGUCAUGGAAUUGUAUACAAUACAUGCUAAUAAUUUCAUGUCAACUGCUGAAAAUGUUAAAAAUGUUUAAGAAAGAGCUGUUGCAGGUGAAAAGCAUAUGAGAGAAAGAGAGAGGCUAUAAUCCAAGUUUCUGAUGCACCCAGUAUGAUUGAUCUACCAUGACAGAGCUGCAUAAAAACAAAGAACAAAAAAAGUACCCGAAAUUAAGAGAUCAGAGCACACAUUUACUUCUAAAGGUACGAAAAUAUUACUUUUGAGCCCUGACGAUAAUUUGUUGCCAUCAAUUAUUUUUUUCAUCUUUAAAAUGGUGUCAUUUCAUGCUCAAGGAUCGCUCAGAAGGAAUAUACAGACUUUCUUCUAUGCUGAUUUUAGGGUGAAAUCUGUGGAAUGGGUUUUAACAUGGUAAAAAAGCAUUAAAUGGACCUUGGAGUUAAACACAGCAUAUAUUCAGCCAAAAUAUGAACACGUAAGGGCUGAUGGAUGUGAAGAAUAAUCCCAAUUCUUUACUGCAGAUUCCGGGGUUGCUUUGCAAAAGAUGCCGAUCACUUUUCCUUGAAGAAGAGCUACGUUUGACCUCAUUUGGUGUUGCCGAAGGGAUGCAGACAGAGAUGUGUUGUUGGAAAGGGCAUCUCUCUUCUAGGCCGCCAACUGCGAGAUGAGUGGUGUCGGUUUCGGGGUUUUGUGAAAGACGGAUCGGUGCCAUUAGAGACGUAGCUUCUGGGUAAAAGUUUAGAGUCUACUGUCAGCUGUAAUCACAAAACCAAACCUCUGUGGUUGCAGCUGGGAAAUGAUGAAAUUCUGAUGCAGUAGCUCUGAUCCAAAACCUAGUGAGCUGCCUACAUAGGCAGCUUCCUUCUAAGACAGCAUCCAACUGGCAUGAGUGAUCCAUUUGGAGCGCUCUACUUAGGCAUCAACUCUGUACGUCACAAAAUACAGUGCUCCACAUGGGAGAUUUGACAAUUGAUUACAGUAGUUUUUGCUAGGAUAAUGGCGAGUUUAAAAAUACUUAUAACUCUUUUUUUAAUCAAUACUAUUCAGUAUUGAAUGCAUCCUUGUAUUGUCUUCUCCACAAAGGAUACAUGCAGUGCUGUCUUUGGCUAAAAUUAGGCACCUUUGGAAAGGUCUUUGCGCACUUAUGACGCCUUAAAAUGCUGACUCCGUAGGCAGCUCAGUGGGUUUUGGAACAGAGCGAGCAUGUUGGGACUGAGGAAGGAAAAUAAUCUUGCUGCUCCUGAGGUGCUGUUUUUAUAUCCCAUCAUUUUUCUUCUUAGUUGAAAAUGUCAAAGAUAGAUAGUUGCAGUGGUCAUUUGUGGCAGAUGUCAAUCACCCAUGCCAGUCUUUACUAAAGAGUUCAGCUAAGCCAUGUUAAAGGUAAAUGGCUUCUGGGUCAGUGAUUGGAACACAACGUUCCUGUCCAGGUCUGAGUGUGACAUUCUGUCUGCACUCAACACUUUAUCGGAUAUGACUGACUGAUUAGCAUGAGGCUGCAAAUUCAAAACGCUGGCCUUGUCUGUAAAUACAGCUGGGCAGUUGACAAAUAACAUGUACGGGGACAUUUUAAGGUUAAAAGUAAUCUGAAUGUGUAAGGGAAAGCAUAUAUUUUAGGUUUUAUGUUUUGCAAUUUUAAUCACCUUUUAGCUUUUUGCACUUUCACAUUCUUAAAAGUACAUAUAUUUUAUUUAGUGUCUAAAAAUUAUAUUAGAUCAUAUUAAUUAGUAUGCAUGCAUAAUAAUUGCACAAUAAUUAGACAAAUGUUGUUUAAAGUCUACAUGAAAUCAAAAUGUACCUCAUCUGCUUUUCCUAAUACUAGUCAUGUUGUUGUUGUGCACUUUGUAAUCCUUAAUAAAAAAAACUUUUAGGCUGAUGUAAAUUAGGAUGCGCAGGCCACUGGAUAAUGUUAACCAAUAGCCAAGGCUAAAAAUAUCAUUAAAAACCAUGCUAUGUAUUCUAAGUAAUAUAAUGAUAUAUACUUAAAAUAAUUGUGUAUGUAGUUGUAAUAUUUAAUUGUGUAAUUGGCUGUAUUUGUAAAUAAAUGUAAUUGUGUAUUUGACGUCACAAACUAUUACGUGAGUUUCACCCACAGCAGAGAUUUGAAAGCUUUCACAUAGCAGAAAUGAACGCGACAACAGCCAAAGCAUGUUGCUUACAAGUCUGCAUGUUCUGCUGUCUCUGUGUGAAUGAAUGGCGUUGUUUCGUCUACUACACAAACUCAAACACGUGCAACGCUUGCUGUGUUACAUGAACUUCAACUUCAGAGCUUUCUUCACCAUUUCAUUUGGAAAAACAUGACAAACCACCAAAAUAACAGUGAUAAGCCUAUGUGUGAACUGAUAUUAUAUUGUAGAUCUACUGUUGUGUUGGGUUUUGCUCAGUAUGAUGUUAAAUGGCAGAUCCGUGGGCUUGCUGCAGUUUAAUAUAGUAAGAGACUUUCUUUUUCCCAGAGAAAACCUAAAAUACUAUGUGGAGGAUGCAAGAUAAUAAUUAUAUGAUCACGUGGUGAACCUAUGAACCUUGUAUUUAAACAACUAUCACCUUGUGUUGUUGGCCAGAUAAAAUGACAAAGAAAAGAAAAACUGACCUAAAUUUUGGCUGUAUUAUUUGUCUCCCCUUCAAAAACUGCUCUUUAGAAAAUGUAUGUUUACCCCCCCAACUGUUAGAUGAAAUUUACGCCCAUGCUUUCAUGUUAAGUUUAUAUAGAUUAGAAGUUUUGCAUGGCAUUUCAUGCCAAGUACCCAACUCUGAGCUUGCAGGAGAAGUCACAUUUAUCCCUGACAGUCAGCAAAUGUUUUCAAAGCUGUUUUUGAGGUGGUUACGCUGGUCACCACCCCGAGGGUGGACAAGUUUGUGGGUCAACUCAGAAAUUCACUGCAGUUAAAAGGUGUAGAUUAGGGCCAAAGAUCACCUCCAGCUGGUAAACACUUACCUUGGCCCUGUAAAAAAGCUCUGUAACUUACCUGAACCGACCUCAUCUCACCUGAUAAAACCCAGCACUGGCCCCCAAUGUAGCUCACCGUUCCAUAUCCUGUUGCAUGCCACAAAGAUUAAUCCAUGUGAGGAGAUGACUGCAGAAAGGGGGAGAGUUUUUCGGUCACGGACACAUCACAGUGCCGCUUGAGCAACCCCAAUGGUGCCGUUAUUCGCAAGGGCAGUCAUGCCUACAUGCGCCGCUCAAUAAACGCCGGCUCCCGGGAGAGCGACAGGCCACCCUGCAGGAGCAAUAUUUUUGCAUUCGUUCGCUGAGAGAUAGGAGCGACAACGCCCUCUCAGUGAAGGUGAGACAGAAUUAAUGUGGGAGACAGGUAGACAGCGGGGACGUGCUGAUAGCUGCUGUAAUGAUGGAUUUGACUUUAUCUUUCCAGAGCGGAGAGUAAUGUUAAUGCCAUGACGUGUUACUGCUGUACUCACGGCGGAGGCCGUGGUGAUUAUGCAAAUAACUUCAGCUGUGACACGGACAAGGCCACACAGACUGUACAGAGUUGUCAUGUAUGUCUGGGAUCUGAUAAUAAUAUAUAAGCACACUUUCAACAGAGUGAAUAUUUCAUAAAGACAUAUGUUCAUCAUGGGACAUAGAACACGAUAAUGUGAAACAAAGGGCGUGAAGUGGCAAGGCUGCAGACGCCGGUUCAAUGCUUCAUUUGAACAGCACAACAGCGCCACCCUGUGGUCACAUACAUCCACAGUCACCCAGAUCACUUAAAGUGACAUCUGUGACGCUGGAUAAAAUCUGAUGAUGUUCAACAUCUCAGGAAAAUUCUCAAGAGGCAAGAAAAAGAUUAAAGCAGUUAUUAAAUAUGUUGAGAGUUUUGCUUUUAAUUUUUUUCAAUUCACAGUAAAGUUUCUGAGAUUAUCGUUCUUAUUAAUAUUUUUAUUAAUUUGUGAACUAAGCUCUAUCUAACUUCUUUUCUUGAGCAUAGUGAAUUUAAAAUACAUUUUUGCACAAUUUUUUAGCCAUUUAAAUUUAAUUUAUUAUGGUUAAAUGUCUGUCUGUCAACCUACCUCUAUCUGGUAAAGCUUGUUUGCGAUAUUUAUAUCGUGACGAUCAUCAAGUCUGGUAUUCAGUCUGAGCCUUUGAGGACAUCGAUUCGUAGGCCGUGAAAGUGUCCCUUUCCGCUUUCGAGUGUCUCUCUUACCUUCAAUCUCCACCAGCUAAAGUUAUGUGAAUAUUAUUUAAACUUCUUGUUGUUGAACAGCAGUGCAAUAGCCUACUGUAAAGCCGUUACCUCACCUUCCCGCGUCUUGUCACACACGUGUCACGUGACGAGCUCGUCUGCGAUUGUCCUGGUAACGGUUACCCGGUAACGAGCGCGAGGAUAAAAGAGCAACGGCACGCACAGGUGUAUUACUUCGCGGAGGGGCGACAGUCACAGUUACAGAUGGUUGGACCCUUGGGUGGAGUCAAGCCUUCGCAUGGAACGGGCAGACCAGGGGGGCGUCCGACUAACACUGGCCUCGACCAAUACUGUACCACCUUCAGACAGUCUUAUGGUAAGGAGUUAUUCCAGCCAAGUGUAGGCCAUCAUUUUGGGACAGGUUACUCUGCCAACCACCGUCCUGUUCUGUACUACAGCUCCAACCUGGACCGCUAUGAUAAUCCACAGUUUGGUCUCUCACUGUUGGACAGUUUUGAGUCUCAAUCGAAGCGUCAUUACCAGCGUCUGGCUCUGCCUGACGGGACGGCGCCUUUGGCCUGCUCGGGGUCCAGACACAGAGAGAGUGGAUAUUUGCAGCUCCAAUCUCAGCCAAGACCCAGAGCAGCGUCCCGUCAGACUGAAUAUAAAGGCACUUACAUUCCUCACCACCUCAGAGUUUUAGUUGGACCCAUAGAAGAGAGUGGAUACACUGAGGGAACCAAUCUACAGCCAAACACCUUCCUUCCUCAACACAUUAACAUGGACGACGCUCGCAGGAUACAGGAAAGUGUGACGAGGACUGACUUCCUGCCCGGAUCUUUCCUACAGGGCAGUGAAGCAUUACCAAAACUUGCCUCCCGUGCACUUCGAGAAACUGGAUUUACAAGAGACACCCAAAGGCCUCUGACUGAUUCAGCCUCUCUGCUGGAUGGCUUUAGUGAGGACAGCAGACAGAAGACUAGACCUCCUGUAACUAGAUGGUCCAUUGGGCCAACGGGCUCAUCAGGAUUCGUCCUGAACGCCCCCAACAUCACAAGCCUCUCACAUACACCAGCCGACCCGCAACACUUCCUCACACACUACCAAAGCAAGUUUUGUGACAAAUCAUCAGUGGAGCAGCAGAGAUCAGACUGGGUGAGAGGAGGCAUACAGAGACACAGAGAGAGCGGGUACAGUGGACGAGACACGGAUAGGUUUAAUCUUAGUGGAUAUAAUGUGCUGGCUUCACAAUAAAUAUGAAAUACUGGUUUAUACGAAA
This is a messenger RNA of Ctenopharyngodon idella (grass carp), 5777 nucleotides long. RefSeq names its product protein phosphatase 1, regulatory subunit 32 (gene saxo4). NCBI's taxonomy places the organism in Eukaryota, Metazoa, Chordata, Actinopteri, Cypriniformes, Xenocyprididae. The transcript is spliced from 12 exons. The record is from RefSeq and is a predicted model, not a curated record. Gene Ontology annotation, molecular function: phosphatase binding. Bases 4763 to 5752 code for a protein of 329 amino acids.